AUGGAGAAAGAAGCAAUCUUGGUGAGAAUUGUCACUAUCGUGACCUUGAUUUACCUGCCAGCAACAUUUGUGUCGACCUUUUUCAGUACGGACAUCAUCAAGUAUCAAGACUCAGAUUCGCCAAAGGGCACUUUCUCGCCGAUUGCAAUGGAACGAUGGCUGCAAGUCACUCUUCCGCUCACCUCUCUGACGCUCUUGGUCGCAUAUUACGGAAACAAAUGGGCGGAAAGCAAAUCUCGAGGAAGGAUGCUUCCCACUGCCCGCGGCGUUCCAACCAGAGACCAGGGGGAGAACAGCAGCACCGAGGAGUUCGGGCGUACCGGGGCCGGAUACGGUCCCACAACAGCGUUCACGAAGUUUCUCUACUACCUUCAGAGUGAUGGUAUUCGCAGAACGAAUUUCGAAGGAAAAGAAUUCUACUUUCCGAGGCAGAUUUCCCGAUGGCUCCUCCAGAAAGGGAGCAACGCAACAUCGAGUAGAGUCGUGCGCUUGUUUUCCGCCAUUUACGACAAUCGAGAAGGUUUUACGGGGAAGUUCUUUCCUACUCUGAAAGACAAAGACGUUGAACGCGAUCCCAUCUUAUUCGCAAUCUUGGUGCAAAUGGAGUGCGGCCAUAUGCUUCAUAUAUUCCGCAACUCAAUAGCGGACACUCACCUCGGUUUCCACAACUUGUCUCAUCUAUACACCGACAUCGAGCAGGCUUUGAAGGAGGACAAAAUCACACUGCCGGACCGAUACAAAACCACAGGUUAUACGGGUGUCUCCACAGACUUCGAACGUCGGCGUUGGGCCUUCCACCCAGCACUGAAUGUCCUCGACAUGGUUGAGACAGGCAUCGAAGGGAAAAGCAUUUUGCCAUUCUUUGACCGCGAUAUAAUCAACGAGGGAGGAACUGCCGAAGUACAUCACCACAAGAUUCAUGCUGAUCUGGUGGAAAACGAGAACCUGCGGCAGAUCUUAGAGCCCAGGAAGCAAGAUCACAACACAGGCAUUGAAUACUAUGAUUUUGCAGUCAAAUCAUACCUCAAUGGUUUUGAUGAUCUUUACAAGUUAGAUAGUGAUGCCUUCAAGCGGUUUAACGGCACCAAAGACCCGAGGUCUCUCGGCGUAGUCACCUAUCUAGGAGAGUACCUUCGUCAUGAUCGGACAGACAACGGCUUUUCACAGGGAAUCACACGCCACAUAAUGCUGGAGUUUGGAGAGCAAGACCUCGAUGAGUACUUGGCAGAUACAUACCCCCCUGUUCUGAACGAAGAGAUCAUUGCCUUUUGGGAGAGCCUGUUUGAAAUCGCGAAGACUCUUGCAAGAAUCCACCAGCUAGAGCAUGAGCACCUGAGCGAGAGGAGCCAGCCGGAGAGGCCAAACGGCUUGAUUCAACCACGAUUGACACAUGGUCUUUAG
Molecule: messenger RNA, 1401 nt
Organism: Colletotrichum siamense
Lineage: Eukaryota; Fungi; Ascomycota; Sordariomycetes; Glomerellales; Glomerellaceae
Exons: 5
Coding region: 1-1401 (466 amino acids)
Source: RefSeq, a predicted model, not a curated record